UGCGAUGACGUGAUGACGUGACAGGGACUGGAAAGUCGAGCAUCAACAAGGUUUCGUUUUGAUGGAGGGACAGCUGUCUUCUUAGGUCAGGGCUUUGUAACCAGGCUCAGUAUUCACGUGGAGGCUAUGGACUCAGUCCAGCAGUGUUCCUGAUCGCCUCUGCCAGAGGGCCAUGUGUCUGCUCAGCCCCUGCUCGCAGUAUGAUUCUCCGUACAGUAGGGGGCACCACGCUCAGCUCCUCGUUCCCUAGCCUGGCCUUGCAGGCUGAGAGUGCUGGGGGUGGUAGAGGGCGCUGGAGCCCACUCUCCCUGAAGCCCCUCUCGGCCCUGCUCCACACUAUGGUCCCCCCCGGCUACAGCGCCUUGCAGGAAGAGCGGCUGGCCAUGGUGGACAUGGGCGGCCCAAAGCCGGAGCCGCACCAGAACGGCUUCCACCGCGAAGCCCGCCGCCUCUCCGACCGCGCCGGUCGUGUGUCCCUCGGCCACGCCGACACUGCCGACACCCGCUACGCAGAGACCAAGCCCAUGCUGCCCGAAGGCCGGCUGUCGGGCGAGGAAACCAGUGAGGAAGAGGAGAGUGAGGAGGAAGGCCAGCGGAACAUGCCGAAGGAGUCGCCACUGUCCAUGGCGCUCCAGAUCCUUGUGCCCUUCCUGCUGGCGGGGUUCGGCACCGUCUCAGCAGGCAUGGUGCUGGACAUAGUGCAGCAUUGGAAGGCCUUUACAUCUAUCACUGAGAUCUUCAUCCUGGUCCCUGCUCUCCUGGGCUUGAAGGGUAAUCUAGAGAUGACACUGGCCUCCAGACUGUCCACAGCGGUCAAUGUUGGGAAAAUGGACUCGCCUAUAGAGAAGUGGAACCUGAUUAUAGGGAACUUGGCACUGAAACAGGUUCAGGCCACGGUGGUGGGCUUCCUGGCUGCAGUCGCGGCCGUCAUCCUGGGUUGGAUCCCUGAGGGGAGGUUCCAGAUGAGUCACGCCACGCUCCUGUGCUCCAGCAGCGUGGCGACGGCCUUCAUCGCCUCCCUGUUGCAAGGCAUCAUAAUGGUGGGCGUGAUUGUGGGCUCGAAGAAGACGGGAAUCAACCCUGAUAACGUAGCCACGCCCAUCGCUGCCAGCUUCGGCGACCUGAUCACGCUGGCCAUCCUGGCUUGGAUCAGUCAGGGCCUCUUCAACUGCCUGGACUCUCAUCCAUACGUGUCAUUCCUGGUGUGUGCCUUCUUCAUGUGUCUGACUCCAGUGUGGAUGGUCAUCUCGUCCAAACACCCCGCCAGCCGACAGCUGCUCUACUCUGGCUGGGAGCCAGUCAUCACGGCCAUGCUCAUCAGCAGUAUUGGAGGUCUCAUCCUGGGUAAAACUGUGUCUGACCCUAACCUGGCUGGGAUAGUGGUCUACACCCCUGUCAUAAAUGGGAUCGGUGGGAAUCUGGUGGCCAUCCAGUCCAGCCGCAUCUCCACACACCUGCACUUCCACAGCGCCCCUGGGGAAGUCCCGGACGAGGCCAAGGGCUGCUACUACCCGUGCCGUACCUUCUGCGGCUCAGGAGCCAAUCACAGGUCAGCGCAGGUAUUGCUCCUACUGGUAGUCCCGGGUCACGUGAUGUUCCUGUACACCAUUCAUCUGAUGAAGAGUGGCCACACCACACUGACGACCAUCUUCAUGGCCGUGUACCUGGCUGCCGCACUGCUCCAGGUAUUCCUGUUGCUGUGUAUAGCUGACUGGAUGGUGCACUCCAUGUGGAAAAGUGGCAAAGACCCGGACAGUUUCUCCAUCCCGUACCUGACGGCGCUGGGCGACCUGCUGGGCACCGCCCUCCUGGCCCUUGGCUUCCACUUCCUCUGGGUCAUCGGGGAUCAGGACAGCGACGUGGGUGAUUAAAUUUGGUCACUUCAUCCUGAAGGUGGAAAUGUCGCAUUUCACCCAAACCUGGCCUUUGUUGCUAUGGGGUACCAGCCAGGCCAGUAUGUGGGACGUUCCUUUGCCUCUUCUGUUUGGCCGAUGCUUUAUGACGAUGGACCAAUGAGAAGCCUAGGAGGCAGCAGACCAGAUCUAACAGCCUAACAUCUAACAUUUAAUGUCUUUAUUUGACCACCAGACUAAAUUAAUAUUCUGCUCCUAGAGAUCAGGAACCUUCUUGGAUGCUGUGUUUUUGUUAUCGUUUCAUUCCCGUCGGAGAUGCCUCUGCUUUGUUUUCACCUCAUAGAAGUGUUCCUGAUCUCCACACAGCAAUCACCUUCCUUCACUGAGCCUGUUCUUUCAUUAGCACAUGACUUUCUCCUUAUUUCCUUUGGCCCCUUCGUACCACAGACCUUUGUUAAGGGGCUGUGGAUAAACACGUCCAACACACUUUUUUCCUCUUGGGAGGGCUCUCCGCUUUUUAAGCAAAUUUUGUUGCGCUGUGUUGUGGCACAUUGGGUCAGUCCAAUGCUCACUGGCCGCUGUUUACAUGUAUGCAGCUGUUAACGACAUGGGACAUGCGUGUCUGAGGUACGUGGGUAAUGGCGCAGUAUUUAUCUUUAACGUAAACAACGCUAGUUUUCCUUUCUGCAAAGCUCUUCCGAGGUGCCAUUAUGGGUGUGUUUCAGAAGUCUCUACUGGCUUCACGGGAGACCAGUUCAGUUGUGUCUCUCUGUGUGUCAGGAUAUUUUAUACUCACAAUAAAUGUGUACACUUUGUUUAUG
This is a messenger RNA of Electrophorus electricus (electric eel), 2674 nucleotides long. RefSeq names its product solute carrier family 41 member 2b (gene slc41a2b). Gene Ontology annotation, molecular function: monoatomic cation transmembrane transporter activity. Lineage: Eukaryota; Metazoa; Chordata; Actinopteri; Gymnotiformes; Gymnotidae. The record is from RefSeq and is a predicted model, not a curated record. Gene Ontology annotation, cellular component: plasma membrane. Gene Ontology annotation, biological process: monoatomic cation transport.